Messenger RNA from Ruditapes philippinarum (Manila clam), 2095 nucleotides. RefSeq lists its product as uncharacterized. The record is from RefSeq and is a predicted model, not a curated record. NCBI's taxonomy places the organism in Eukaryota, Metazoa, Mollusca, Bivalvia, Venerida, Veneridae. The transcript has a single exon. The coding region runs from base 306 to 1004 and encodes 232 amino acids.
UAUGCAAACAACAUAAUUUAUAAACUAUUAAUGCGUGAAAUAAAUGUUCACGGACUUGAACUUUAUUCUAUACUGAAGAUUACUCAUUUGAAUAAUUGAUCCUAUAUCGAUGUUAUUUUGAUAUUGAAUAUAACCCUUUUCGACCUGAAAUAUUUGAUUUGAUAUAUAGAUAAUAGAGAUAGUAGUUCUUAUUCCGAGUGAGACAAAAAUAAGUCAGACAGACAAAAUCGCAACGUUGCUUUAUAUUCGUUUUUAAGACAAAGGGAUAUUGAUGUAACGUCUAUGAUCAUUUCAUUCAAAAGAAAAUGGAUAAAAAUUUAGGAAGGCAAAUUAUGAGAGAUUUCCCCAAAAGCAGAUUAGUUAAAAGAAAAGAAACGGCUCGGCGGAAUUUAAUGGGUUCUAUUUCUACAAGACAAGGUGAUAUGAGGUACGGUAAACCAUGCUUGUACGUUGAAAAGUUACAACCUAAAAUUAAAUUUCAAAGAAUUAAUUCAAAGGGAAGACCUCUGGAAAAAGAUAAUAACAUUCGUACAGACGAUUGCAAUAACCGCUCGAAACACAGCUCAAUAAUGAAAACUGAUUCGAACAAAAAAACUGUCGACGAUUGUGCUUGUACUGAAAAUUCUUGGACAAAUGUCUCUAAAGGACGUACACAUAAAGCAAAGUUUCAACCCAUCACCCUUCCAGGGAUAACUUUAGAAUUUAACGUAGGCCAUAAUGGUAUGUGUAUGACGUCAUCAUCGACGGGAUGUGAGGAUGAAGAACGAGCUUUUGGAACGCCUUACGAAGACGUCUUGAACAAAUCCAAAUACAAUAUAUUAAACCCCUGUCGAGCUCGCUACCGACCAGUCACCCCAGGUCUUUUAGAAACACUAAACAAAUUAAAAAUACCAUCAAAAACUAAAACAGAACAAUGGAUAAAAUCAACACAUAGAUCUCUCAACGAUCACAUGUAUGAAACAGAUCGAACGAAUGAUAAAGUAAAAUGGAUAUAUGAAAAUUAAAGGAUUUGCAUGUUCCUUUAUUUCGGAAUCAAGGGUGAUUUAUCUUAAAAUACACAGUCAUGGAUCAAAACUAUGCAAUGUCACAAUACCAUUCAAAAUGAUGAUAUUACUGCCGGAAUGGAAGAUAUGACGUUUAAAUGCACUUUAUACUAUAUAAUGUUGACAAACUUGAAAAAAAAUGUUUAUAUGUCAACAUUUGAUGGAGAGCAAAGCAAACAUUUGUGCCGUAAAGAAAAUUCGUGACAGAUCUAUAAUAAUAAUCAAUGAAGGAAAGAGUGUAUACCAGUUUUGUAUAAAUGAAACGCUAUAGUUAAGUUUAAAACUACUCGUCAAAAACAAAGUUGUACAUGUAGUUAUAAGCUAUAAAUCAUUCCUUUACAUUUUUUUUGCAAAUUUUGUAUCGGAAGUUUUAUACUCUUUAUGAAAAAUUAAAUACUCAAGGGAGGGGUUACUGUGGUAAACAUGAAAUGUAUAAAUUGCUUUGGCGUGCAAAAGGGUUAUAGAAUUUAAAUCGAUUUUUAAGAAACUUGUUCGAAAAUAAUAAUUAUUUUAGUAGUAUUUGUGUCACUUACAUAGACGAAAGUGGGAAAUUGUAUCAAAAAUGGCCAUAAAGCAGGCGAUUUAAGGUCAAAUGGCGUAAUUCAGUUACAUGUCGAUAUUGUAAUGAUCAGAGUUGACACAGUCAUGCUAUAAAGUUAUUUCAACAGUGAUUUCAUUUAAAUGUCGGCUGCUAAUUAAAGAACAAACACUGAUUGUGCUUGAUAAAAUCAAUGUCACACACAAUAAAAUGGUUUGGAAUAUUCUAUAUUGUUUAUCCAAAUAUUUGAUUAAAACGUUAAACGUCGAAAUCAAUUAAAGAAUAUAUUAAUAUGUAAUUGGGAAUCGUUAAGGUAUACAAAUUUAGUAUUUAUUUUACGUAGAUGGAUUUUUCUUAACAAUUGUUGGUAGAUGAAUGCCCCUUUUUAACAAAAGUUAUACAAGGACUGUUUAAAGUUUAAUGGAUAGGAUAAUAAAUUGUAACGAUGACCUUAGAAUAGUUUCUAACCUUAAAUAUAUCACUAUGAAUGACACAACAAAUAGUUGUAUAAGUU